GGUUUCUACCAGAGUUCAUUAAUCACCUGUGGAUGGAGUCGGGAGGUGGGGCAGGUUUUUGUUGUGAAAUGAGCCAUGUAUGGUGUUACAGUCUACUGUGCAAGAACGGUGUUACAGUCUAGUCAUCAACAAGACCUGGGUGGUAGCUUGAAUUGGUAGUCGUAGCCGUCGACCAAGUUCCUACAGGCGUUCUGUUGCUGUCUACGUAUUCUCUACACAAAAUCCCCUGAGCCAAUCUGAUAACAUUACUGAAGGCUGAUGUCAGAAAACGUGCCCGACAAUCACGAUGUACCGGCAGUACCGGACCCAGAUGCUAGGGGCGCUGCUGAGAACUCACAAUCAGAAAGAAGCAAUAUGACUGACGUUCCUCUGAACAACGGGUCCAUCCGGCCUCCUCGGUAUGAAUACCUAGAUGAAGAAUGCCAUGAUAAGUUCCCUGAUGUGGUCAACCUGAACGUGGGAGGGGUCCACUUCACCACUCUGCUGACCACACUUCGGUCCCAGAAGGACUCCAUGCUUGCUGGCAUGUUUUCUGGUCGGCACAAGAUCCAAAAGGACGAGGAUGGGCGGUAUUUCAUCGAUCGGGAUGGAGCCUUGUUCACAUACAUUUUGGCCUGGUUGCGGGCGGAGCAGAUGCCCCCGCGUGGCGCCGCCAGGCGACUCUACAGUGAGGCGCAGCACUACGGGCUUCUCACUCUGAUGGCAGCCUUACAGAACGUCCAGCCCGUGGCCAGUGACGUAGUGAAGGCCCAGUUCGUCUCCAAAGUGCCGAACUACAAGGAUCUGUUGGAACAGAUCAUCAUGGUGGGGAGGGAGCGGGCCAAACUGGACAUGAGGAGACAAUCACGCGUCCUCGUCACUUUCCACUACCUGAACGAUGGUCCACAAGUAAAGAUGCACAUGAUUUGCGAGCUGGCUCGACAUGACGUGGGUUUUUUGAAUCUCCCUCAGACUCUCGACGUCACUAACCUACUUAGCUCUAUAGAAUUCGACUUGGUGAAAGAAAGGGGUUUCAAUCUGAGUGCCACACUCUUAGAUACCUGCAAGGGGAUUGGCUACAUAUGUGGGUACAAGUACGACUUAACCUUCACAUGGUGGUGAAAACUGUUGCUAUUUUGGUGAAAUUACAAGUUUAACCGCUAGUCGGUGUUUAAAAUCAUGUUACCCAAGAUGCCUUUCGACUGCUGUUUGGGCAGAAUCUCCACAGAGCUCUCUGUGUGUUUUAUACUUUAUUUUAGUCAAUAAUGUUUAUUAACUGUUUUACACUGGCUACUUAAGCUAACCAUAAUGACAAGAUGCUUUUAAUGAUUCCAACACUGUUUUAAGACGAAUUAGCAAAGAUAAAUAAAUAUCUUUUAGGAGACGUAGAUAAUAUGUGGAAAGGAUAUGUAAACGAAGGGUCUUGUGUUCUACUUACUAAUAUGUAUAGUCUAACUAUAAGCCAAGAAAGAGACUUAUUUUACCUGGAUGAAUAUGCGUUGGAUAUGCGUUACGUAUAUGAAGUCUAUUUUUGCUGCUAAAUAUAUCACCGAACGGUACACAUUUGCAAAAUAAAUAUAUACGCUGUUACAUAUGUGACUUUAAUAUAA
This is a messenger RNA of Branchiostoma floridae (Florida lancelet), 1589 nucleotides long. Its product is annotated as BTB/POZ domain-containing protein KCTD7-like. The record is from RefSeq and is a predicted model, not a curated record. The transcript has 6 exons. NCBI's taxonomy places the organism in Eukaryota, Metazoa, Chordata, Leptocardii, Amphioxiformes, Branchiostomatidae. Bases 259 to 1101 code for a protein of 280 amino acids. Gene Ontology annotation, biological process: protein homooligomerization.